Messenger RNA from Lachnellula hyalina, 1656 nucleotides. RefSeq names its product J protein (gene JJJ1). The coding region runs from base 1 to 1656 and encodes 551 amino acids. Lineage: Eukaryota; Fungi; Ascomycota; Leotiomycetes; Helotiales; Lachnaceae. Gene Ontology annotation, cellular component: cytoplasm. Gene Ontology annotation, molecular function: nucleic acid binding; zinc ion binding. The record is from RefSeq and is a predicted model, not a curated record. The transcript has 3 exons.
AUGGGUGCCCAGCAAUCAUCCGGCCGCGAUGCAAGUCCCCAAAAUGGAGCAGCUCCUAAAACCUGCUACUACGAUGUGCUUGGGGUCGACCGCCAUGCCACUGAUGAUGAAAUCAAAAAGGCAUACCGGAGGAAGGCCUUAGAACUGCAUCCAGACCGGAACUAUGGAGAUGUCGACAAUGCUACCGUCAAAUUUGCCGAGGUGUCGUCCGCCUGGGAAGUGCUCUCAGAUCCCCAGGAACGGGCCUGGUACGACUCACAUCGCGAGUCCAUACUGCGUGGCGACGGGGGAGGGGAAGCCGAUCAUUUCGAACAUAACGUGCGGCUUACUAGUGCUGGGGACAUCGUCAGUCUCAUCGGGAAAUUCAGUACGAGCAUUCCUUUCACAGACGCACCCAACGGGUUCUAUGGAAUACUUCGGGAUACCUUUGCAAGACUCGCCUCUGAAGAAGACUCCGCUUGUGAUUGGGCUGGGCUCGAGGUAGUGGAUUAUCCAGAUUUCGGUUAUGCUGGUGACAACUACGAGGAUGCAGUCAAGCCUUUUUACCGGGUAUGGGUCAAUUUUACAACCAAAAAAUCAUUUUCGUGGCGAGAUGCCUAUAGAGCUUCAGAUGCGCCUGACAGAGCGACUCGGAGGCUCAUCGAUAAGGAGAACAAGAGGUUGCGAGAAGAAGGCAUACGGGAAUUCAACGACACUGUCCGGUCUCUUGUUGUCUUUGUAAGGAAGCGGGAUCCAAGGUACAUCCCAAAUUCGCAAACAGAAGCAGACAGACAGAAGAUACUUCGGGACGCUGCUGCCGCACAGGCUGCACGAUCCAGAGCUGCGAACCAGGCUAAACUUGGUGACCAUGUAAUUCCAGACUGGGCAAAGUCACACGAACCCGGCGAAGCAGAGGAGUUUACGGAAUCCGAGGAGUCGGAGGUCGAGCAUAUCGAGUGUGUUGUUUGCAAUAAGACCUUUAAAAGCGAGAAGCAGUAUGAGGCUCACGAGAAGAGCAAGAAGCACAUCAAGGCUGUGCAGCAGCUCCAGUGGGAGAUGAAGAAGGAGAAUAAGCUUCUGAAUCUUGAUACCCCAGCUAGCAACAGUUCCCCGAAUACUCCAGUCAGCGAGUUGGACAAUUUGCACUUGAAUACAAGUGAUAUUGAAGUGGAAGACACUACAGCUCCAGAUCUUGAAAGAAAUGAAAAAAUUCCAAGUAUACCCGGUCCAAAGGGUUGUCUGUCAGAUAAUCAGGUUUCUGUAAAGCCUGCAGUAGGGACCACGCCAGACUCUCUCUCCGACUCUUCUGAGCUAGAUGAUGAAUAUGCACCAAGAGAAGAUGUCGAGAGUCGUAUCGACAGCUCUUUGGCUGGAAAUGACACGACUGGAGCAAGUAUCUUUGAAUCAACAGUUGACAUACCAACUGUUAGCGAUUUCGAUGGCCCUGAGCAACCAAAACUUGGAAAAGCCAAAGCAAAGCGUGCAAAGAAGGCAGCUAAGCAGCAAGAGACCGAGACUAUAGAAGGCUUGGAGUAUAAGAGCGCUAAUAUCCUGAAGUUCAAGUGUGCAGCUUGUGGUGACUCUUUUGUGUCUAAAACCAAGCUCUUCAAUCAUAUUAAGGAGCUCAAUCACGCUCAACUAGUGUCAAAAGCAAAAGGAAAGAAUAAGAAACGAUGA